UGUUGUUUCUCGGGUGAAGAGUUUGGUUGACGUAACGAGGGUUAAGCUAUUGUUGCUGAAACCUUCGGAUAACGUCAGGCGUUAGCGUGCAACUUCAGCCUGUCAAAGUGUUGUGAACUUUAUGGAUGGUUGAGUCGGCGCUCCUCAGCAUAUUUGCUGUAUUACACAACAUACAAGUUUUAGCCUUUUUUAUCGUGAGUUUUUUUCUGUUUUGUUGUGACUUCUUACCAGGGAUGGCCGUCGCGCCAGAGUCUUCGUUUCAAAUGAAAUCGGCCGAUCUGAUCAAAAAAGAGGCCCUGGACUACGGAGGGUGUGGAGACAUUUACCUGUGCUACCAUGUAACCCUCGGCCAGGUGGUGUUGAAGACCAUGUAUACAGGCCCUAUACGCAACAAGGAGAAUAAAAAGUUGCUGCUGGACGAGGGGAACAUCAUGGCAAGCCUGACUCAUGAACGGGUGGUCAAGUUGCUGGGUGUGAUCAUGGAAGACAGAGACUGCUCGCUGGUUAUGGAACUCCUCCCCAGAGGAAACCUGUCGGUCAUGCUAGAGACGGUCUCUGUGCCAAUAUCCAUCAAGAGCAGAAUCAUCUUAGAGAUUUUGGAAGGGAUGUUGUACCUCACAGAGAAACGCGUCAUACACAAGGACAUCAAGCCAGGAAACAUUUUAGUGGACAAGGAUUUUCACAUCAAGAUUGCAGACCUUGGUCUGGCCACCUGCCUGACAUGGAGCAAACUCACAAAAGAGGAGUCUCGCAGGAAAAGUCAUACAGGGCAAUCAGCAGGGACGAGAGGUGCCGGCACACUGAGCUACAUGGCCCCUGAGCACCUGCAGAGUAUAAAUACAGCCUCUACUGAGAAGUCUGACGUCUACAGCUUUGCCAUUGUGGUUUGGGUCAUCCUCACAGGGAUAGAGCCAUAUGCAAAUGCAAGGAGCGACGAACACAUCAGCCAGUGUGUUCGAAACGGUGACCGACCUGCAGAGAACCUUAUUCCAAGCAACACGCCCGUAGAGAUAGUUCAGCUCAUGAAGAGGUGCUGGGAACACAAUCCACUGCAACGGCCAACGUUUCAAGAGGGCUACAACUUCUUCCUUCCUUUCUACACGGAAAAGCUUGAACCACUUGUAGAGGAGGAUUUACUUGAACUGAGGAAAUUAUAUGAAGGCCCAGACGAACUUGUCGAGAAGAUGAAGUCUUUAUCAAUGACUCAGGAUUUCUUUUCGGCAGAUUGCCCAGCUCCUUUGGUGAGUUCAGACAGAUGUGUACCUGUUCCAGUUGAAGCCAGUAUUGAGGACCUAGAUGACAUCCAAUAUGAGCAACCUGUGGAGUCUCUUCAGACGGAUGCAAGGGCAGCCAGCAGCCCUCCAGCUUUGGAGGUGAAACUGGGUCAGGAGUUACAGUACCACAAAUAUGGUAGCUAUAACUGUGAGAACCAGCCUGACGCUGCCAACGUCUCCCAGCACAGAAGUUCAAAUCCUUUCCUGCAAAACCACUUAAGCAGUUCAGAUCCCGCUAUCAGGCAACCAGAACAAGACAGACCCUCCUAUGCAUCAUCUGUCCACUCCUGGACGAAAGCUGAGCCAGUGCAGCCCACCAGCCACGAAGAGGCUGCGUAUCGCCCUGGUCACUAUGAUUCCAUGAACUCUUCCACACCAUCCCACUUUCCAAAGUCUGAAAGCGCCACGUCUCUAUCACAAUUAAACCAGCAACAUCCAUAUUCCCACUAUGACCGCCAGCAGUCCUGGCCAACUUACCCAGUGUCUGACACAUCUGCUCCUGACACCUAUUCUGGGUGUCUCCUAACCCCUUCCAAGAGCUACCCACCACAAGAUCCAGGAUCUUUUUUCAUUCAGAACGCCAGCGGGAUCCAGAUUGGGAGCAACAACAUGAUGAGUAUCAGAGGUCAAGAGUCGUCCAAUAGUUUGUCAUCUCUACCUUCUGCUUACGGCCCAGCUCCCUCUCCCAUCCAAGAAGGCAUUCUGAAUUAUGAGUGCCAUGCUGUGACCGAGGAGCACCUGGAUCUGCUGAGAGACAACAUCGGAAACAAAUGGAAGCGCUGUGCGCGGCGACUGGGUCUCACCAGUGUGGAAAUAGAGACCAUUGAGCACGACUUUUACCGGGACGGCCUGCCAGAGAUGGUGCACCAGAUGCUGGAACAUUGGAAAAUGAAGGAGGGAAGUAUUGGCUGCACAAUUGGGAAGCUUUGUCGUGCUCUGGAAGGCAACAUAAAGAUAGACGUCAUCCAGAAAAUAUUGGACGUCUGCAGCGCUUCCUCCAAGAGGAACUUUCUACAGCAUUCCCUCUAAAUGACUUUUUAUGCCUAUGAUGGUCACAGUUUCUGAACGUUUUUGCAACAUUUAAAGGCUUCCUUCUCAACCAAAAUCAAGAAAAUGUAUUAAUUUUUAGGUUUAAUGUGCCGCAAGUUUUAAAUAUUGAAUGUUUUCAUACAGAAAACAGCUCAAACCAACUAUAUCGUUACAGAAAAGUUAUCUUUGUUACUAUAACAACCACAGAUCUCGCUGUCAACCUUUCUGGUAUUCACUGGACUUUUAUUGUGCCUUUUUUCAUAUGACUUUUACUUUUUCUACCAAACAUAUUUAUAAGCAGUUGAGACGAACAUAGUCAGGGUUCAAGUUUUUGUUAUCAUGGAAUUUCAAAAUAAUUGUUCUAUUAUGUGAUUUACUAUAAAGUAAUAAUGAUAAGUCUUUCUAAUGCAGGGGGUAAAUGGACUAUAUAGCGGUUUUUCCAAUCUUUACGAUCACUCAAAGUGCUUUACAACACGUCAGCAUUCACCCUCUCACACACAUUCAUACAGAGUCAGAGGCUACCAUACAUCAGCUCAUCAGUAGUGAUAACCAUUCACACA
Molecule: messenger RNA, 2863 nt
Organism: Cottoperca gobio
Lineage: Eukaryota; Metazoa; Chordata; Actinopteri; Perciformes; Bovichtidae
Gene: ripk1l
Product: receptor (TNFRSF)-interacting serine-threonine kinase 1, like
Exons: 10
Coding region: 126-2303 (725 amino acids)
Biological process (GO): protein phosphorylation; signal transduction
Molecular function (GO): ATP binding; JUN kinase kinase kinase activity; protein binding
Source: RefSeq, a predicted model, not a curated record